Molecule: messenger RNA, 1629 nt
Organism: Penicillium alfredii
Lineage: Eukaryota; Fungi; Ascomycota; Eurotiomycetes; Eurotiales; Aspergillaceae
Product: glycoside hydrolase family 32 protein
Exons: 2
Coding region: 1-1629 (542 amino acids)
Biological process (GO): sucrose catabolic process
Molecular function (GO): sucrose alpha-glucosidase activity
Source: RefSeq, a predicted model, not a curated record
AUGGUCCGUCUCCUAAAAGCCCUUGUCCUGGGCCUGGUGGCGGGAUCCGCACAUGCCCUGGACUAUACCGAGCCCUACCGUCCCCAGUACCAUUUCUCGCCGCGCAAGAAUUGGAUGAAUGAUCCCUCUGGUCUGCUGUACCAUAAUGGAAUCUACCAUCUGUUCUUUCAGUACAACCCUGCAAGUAACGAGUGGGGGAAUAUGUCCUGGGGCCAUGCAACCAGCAAGGACCUGACGCACUGGGACGAACAGCCCAUUGCUCUCCGUGCCCGUGGUUAUCCUCAGAAUGUUACUGAGAUGUACUUCACCGGGAGUGCAGUCGUCGAUGUGAACAACACCAGUGGCUUUGGCAGGGAUGGCAAGAUACCUUUGGUUGCCAUGUAUACUUCCUACUAUCCCCCAGCCCAGAAACUGCCCAGUGGAAAGCAAGUUCGCACAGAGCAACAGUCUCAAUCCAUCGCCUACAGUCUGGAUGAUGGCGUGACCUGGACUACCUACGACGUCGGCAACCCCGUCAUUCAAUCUCCACCAGCCCCCUAUGGAAACCAAUACAAGAACUUCCGUGACCCCUACGUCUUCUGGCACGACAAAUCCCACAAAUGGGUUGUAAUCACAGCCCUCGCAGAAAUCCACAAGCUGCUCAUUUUCACUUCCGACGACCUCAAGGACUGGUCUCUGGCAAGCGAGUUCGGUCCCUACAACGCAGUCGGAGGCGUAUGGGAAUGCCCCAACAUCUUCCCCCUUGCCCUGGACGGCAACCAGUCCGCCCUCAAAUGGGUUCUUGUGCUGGGCCUCAACCCGGGCGGGCCGCCAGGGACUGUUGGUUCCGGAACGCAGUAUUUUGUGGGCGAGUUCAACGGGACCACUUUUACGGCGGACCCGGAUAGCCUCUUUGCCAAAAACACGACCUCUAACUGGAUGGACUGGGGUCCGGAUUUCUAUGCUGCUGCUGCUUAUCAGGGCUUGUCAAUCGACAAGCAUGUCCAGGUUGGCUGGAUGAACAAUUGGCAGUAUGGCCAGAAGAUCCCUACCUCCCCAUGGCGAAGCGCCAUGGCUAUUCCUCGGCGCCUGUCUCUCAAGACCAUCGGCCAGAAGGCGACUCUUCUCCAGCAGCCUCAGGAAGAUUGGGGCUCUAUCAUGAGUCGGAACGGCGUCUCACGCUCGUGGAAGUCUAUCCCCGAGGGUACUGUCAAUCUGGGAACGCCGGGAGAGACAUUCGAAGUUCAGCUGAACUUCUCCGAUCGCAACGCUGCGGCUUCUAAGCCUGCAGAAUUUGCAAUCGCUGUCCGGGCUACCAACAGCACUACUCAGCAGACGCGGAUCGGCUACGACUUUGCCCAAAAACGCAUCUUUGUGGACCGGACCAAGUCUGGAAAUGUCACAUUCGAUUCCACCUUUGCCAGUGUGUAUCACGCACCCUUUACCCCGAGCGCCGGUGGCAAUGUCAGCUUGCAUAUCUUUGUCGAUCGGUCCAGCGUCGAGGUGUUUGGGGGCCAGGGGGAGGCCACCCUGACGGCGCAGAUCUUUCCCGGCAAGAAUGCGAUCAAUGCCCGGCUGCAGUCGACUGGGGGGACUACUGAGAAUGUUAGUCUCAAGAUGGCGAGUAUAUCCUCCGUAUGGACUAAAUGA